Messenger RNA from Acanthosepion pharaonis, 1473 nucleotides. The record is from the annotation of a GenBank genome assembly. Lineage: Eukaryota; Metazoa; Mollusca; Cephalopoda; Sepiida; Sepiidae.
AUGACUACAAGGAACGAAAAGAAAAAAAGAGCAUUCUUUUUCUUCAUUCUCACACCCUCUCGUUUUUCUCCUCACUUUCUCUGCAACAUUAUGGUUUCUUUGACCUGUGUUCUUUCUUUCGCUUUCCUUUUUUAUAGCAUUUUUUUUUCUUAUUUUUUCAACGACAUUCUUUUUCUUUUUUUUUAUUUCGUUUCUUCACAUUUUGUACGUUCCAUUCAUCCAUCUUUUUCUGUAACACGUUCCGUUUUAUUUUUUUGUUGUACCUUUUCUUUAUUAUCUAUGCUUUUCUUUCUUUUAUCUACUUUAUUACCUACAUUUUUCUUUCCUUUAUCUACGUUUUCUUUAUUACCUGUGUGUUUCUUUCUUUCUCGAGAGUUUUCUUCACAUUUUAUACGUUUUCAUUCUUUUCAUCUUGUUCUAGACGGCAUAUAUUUUUCUGUUCUUAUCUUCACGUUUUUAUCUUUUUUUCUUUACAACAUUUUUGAUCAUUUAUUAUGUUUCUCGAUAUUUUUAUUUUUUACUCUUUUUUUUCGCAUUUCUUAUUCCCUAACUUUUCAAUUUUUCUCCUCUUUUUCCUCCUCCUUAAAUCAUAAUCUUGGUUCUUGCUAUUAUUGUACACGAUAUUAUUCUCUUUACCCUCUUUCUAUACCUUCUACAUUUCCAAAUACUCCCCCUCUUCCUUAUUCUGUCUUCUUGCAUUGGCGCCUCUCUUUCACACCUCUUCUGUUUCUUCUUUAUCCUCUUCUCGAACCCAUUCUCACGCCCACGUUCAUUAACUCAGAUCUCAUCAGUUUCUCUUCUUCAAUCGCUUCUUUUCUUGACACGUUUUUCCGAAGUCCUUACUCUUCCUGCUGCCCUAGAAUUUCUCACAGUUUUUCAUGUGUAAUUCGUUUCUUUACACUUAACCAAUGUCAAUUUAGUUUAGAUUUCAGUCACUCUUUUUUGUUUUUUGUCCCCAACUUAAUUGUGUUUUUGUUCUUUUCUUUUUCAUUUCCUCUGCCUAAUCGUCCUCCCCAAUUUCUUUAUUACUACCGUCACUCUCAUUCCCUUCUGUCAGUCUUUGUAACUUCGCUUUUCGUUCAUAUUUGUCUACUUUCACAAUUUAUGGAGCCGUUUCUCCAUCGUCCACCUCUUGCGACUAUUUCAUAUUUAAUAACAUUCAUUCGCCGUCUGCGAUUUCGUUUUUUCUCUUUCCUAGUUUCAGCAAUUUCUCUUUUCAGGUUUUCAUUUUCAAACUUCUUCCUCUGUCCAUUUUCUUAUCUAUCUACCAACAUUAAUACAACAGUUUUCGUUUUCCUGUCCACACAAUUUCCCAUUUUCAGUUUUCUUUCCAAACAAUCGCAUCUUUUCAUUCUUCCGAAUUUAAGUUUUUGUUUUCUUUUUCUCUUUCUUCCUACACCAUCGUUUUUAAUCACCAUUUCUUUCGCUAGUCUUUCUUUUUCCUCUCUUCAAUACCAGUUGGCGUCUCAAUAG